Kogia breviceps (pygmy sperm whale) is the source of this 2496-nucleotide messenger RNA. RefSeq names its product protein phosphatase 1 regulatory inhibitor subunit 14C (gene PPP1R14C). The record is from RefSeq and is a predicted model, not a curated record. Gene Ontology annotation, biological process: regulation of phosphorylation. Lineage: Eukaryota; Metazoa; Chordata; Mammalia; Artiodactyla; Physeteridae. Gene Ontology annotation, molecular function: protein serine/threonine phosphatase inhibitor activity. Gene Ontology annotation, cellular component: cytoplasm.
GAGAGAGGAGGUGGCACGGAUACGAACGGGUGUUUGGAGCGGCGGGAUGGGCCCGGGAGGGGUGGAGACACCGCCCCGCCCUCAGAGGAGGCGGCAGCGAGAGGGGAACCUCUGCGAGGAACCUGCGCCUCGGCCCCUUCCCGCGUCCCCUGCCCCAGGCGGUCGCCAGCGCAGUCCCCGGCAGCGCCGGCGGAGGCGGCGGGCGAAGCGCAAGCCCCGUGUCCCGGAGGGCAGCACACGGUCACCCGCGCAGAGCACCAUCCCUGGCCCCGGACCCACGCCGGUCGCCCGUGCGUGUCUGCGCGCCCACACUCCCUCCGCAGAGCGCGCCGCCCACGCCCCGGGCCCGCUGCCUGCCGGGCGCCGGAUCCGCCUCCGGGGCUGGGCCCGGAGGGUCCUCGGCGGAGUCCCGAAGGCUGCGGCCCCCGCCCCGCCCUCCUCCCCGCCCUCCUCCGCCCGCGCUCCUCCGGGUCGCCGCGGCUCCUCCUCCAGACCUCCCCGCGAGCCGGUGGCGGCGCGGAGCAGGUGCUGACGAAGCCCGCGCAUGCCGCUGCCCGGCCCGAGGCGGUAGCGGCGCCGGGCGCUCCGCCCGCCCCUCCUCCGGGCCGCACUCGGUCUCCGGCGCGCGCGGGGACAUGUCGGUGGCGACGGGCAGCAGUGAGGCGGCCGGCGGGGCCGCCGGCGGCGGCGGCGCGCGGGUUUUCUUCCAGAGCCCCCGGGGCGGCGCCGGCGGCAGCCCGGGCUCGAGCAGCGGUUCGGGCUCCUCCCGGGAGGACUCGGCGCCCGUGGCCACGGCGUCCGCUGCCGGGCACGUUCAGCAGCAGCAGCGGCGCCACCAGCAGGGAAAAGUGACAGUGAAAUACGAUCGCAAGGAGCUUCGGAAGCGGCUCGUGCUGGAGGAGUGGAUCGUGGAGCAGCUGGGACAGCUUUACGGCUGCGAGGAAGAAGAAAUGCCAGAUGUGGAAAUUGACAUUGACGACCUUCUCGAUGCAGACAGUGAAGAAGAGAGAGCUUUAAAAUUACGGGAAGCUCUCGUAGACUGCUACAAACCAACAGAGGAAUUUAUCAAGGAGCUGCUCUCCCGGAUCAGAGGCAUGAGGAAACUAAGCCCCCCGCAGAGGAAGACUGUAUAAUUCCGGACCAGGUGGAGCUCCCCUGGAGACCCAGGAAGGGAUUUCGACUUCACGAAGACUUUUAUUAAAGAAGAGUUGUCCUUAUGAGCAACUUUUUGGGGGGUAGGGAGGGGUGGUAUCUAUUAGACAUUUAUUCAGGAACGUUACUUUUUUGUUGUUGUUCUGAAAGGUUUUGUUGGUGUGUAAUAUUUUAAUAGCAAAGACAUCAUCACUCUGGUUUCAGCCCAACCAGGGAUUAACAAACCAGGCAGACAUGCAGGGAUGGGCUGGGCCAGGCAUCUUCUUGGAGAAACCAGAUGUUUAGGACCUAACGAUACAGGGCUGAUGGUUUUCUUAGACUUUUUUCUUAAGUUGUACAUUUGACUCAGAAGUUGAAUUUCUCGUGCUUGCAUAUAUCUUCAGGCAACUAAGUUAACAUGUUGAUGUGAGUUUUAUUUCACACUGAUGGAAUAAACUUGUGGUUGUCCUUUCCUUGGAGGUCACAGCACGUAUGUUUUCAAGAGGCCACUAGGUAUUCUUCGUGUGAGUGCUGGAGACCUACAACAUUCACUUUUAUGCACCAAAGUGAAAGAAUUCAGUGUAUCCGUUAUUUUAAUGAGCUGCACUACAGCAUUGUGGGGUUGGUCAAGGGCUUAAUUUAUGGACUUCGUAUCAUUGUUAAUCGGAUGCUUUGCCAGGUUAUGUACUUAUUGCCUCAUUUGUGGUAUUAUUCAAGUUUCCUGAACCCUUUCUUUGAAUGUUUAUUCAGAUUUCUAGAGAAAUGCCCACGCUGCCUGAGUGGUGUUUUGCAGUGGAACAAGGAAGCGCCGCGUAGCAAUUCAUUCUCUGCUUUCAACCAAAUACUAUGUAUUAUUAUUCUCUCUCCAUGAAAGCAGGUCAUAAGGAAGUGAGCAGAUUACGUUUCUUCCUCCUUAGAAGUAGAUCUGGUCACUGGUGACCGGGCAGCAUCAGAACAAGGGCCGGGUGAGCAGAUGUAAAAGGGAGAAAGCCUCACCUCCUCUCAAGAAAGUGGAUACAGGAGCAUUUGCUGGUUUGGAAGCAUAGUGGAGAUUUCAUUUCUGGCUUCUCUUAGUGGCAUGUGGUGAGGACUCUGGCCCUAAUUGUGCACCCUGAUUCCUUUGCUCGGAGCAGAGCGUGGGAUGCCUGCCUUGCCCCUCUCAGUUCUAUACCAGCUCCUUGGAGAAGGAUCAAAAUGCAGAUGGAUAUGGGCGGGGUCAGAGGUCAGAGGAAAAACUCUUGCUUUCCUCCAGGAGGACUGCCUCCCCACAGAAACCCCCCAUACUGUAAGGUGUCUCUAGGUGGCCCUGUCAGAGGACAGGGGUCAGGCAUUUUAUAUCAAGGGUGCUCUGAACAUAUUUUAUUU